Messenger RNA from Castor canadensis (American beaver), 940 nucleotides. The record is from RefSeq and is a predicted model, not a curated record. Lineage: Eukaryota; Metazoa; Chordata; Mammalia; Rodentia; Castoridae.
AUGUUGUCCUAUUUCUCAGAAAAUGAAAAAGAACACAGCAAAGUCCAGUGUAAGCAGAGUGCACACGUGCCCACGCUACACAUUUCUGACCUUAACUCAUCCUUCUACGACCCAGUGGCAGCGUUGGGGCGCUGGGGUUUGAAUCACCGAGGGGGAGGCGGUGGAGGGAGAGGUGGCGGUGGCCUUGGCAGUGGAGGGAGAGAUGGCGGAGGAGGGGGUACGAGUCACCUGCGGGCGGUGCAGCGAAUCAAGCGGGAGUUCAGGGAGGUGCUGAAGAGCGAGGAGGUCCGGGUUAUCACUAAAAUAUGGCAUCCUAAUAUUGGUUCUGUCACAGGAGCUGUUUGUUUGGGUAUCCUGAAAGAUCAAUGGGCGGCAGCAAUGACUCUGCGCCCUGUGUUGUUGUCAUUGCAAGCACUGCUGGCAGCUGCAGAACCGGAUGAUCCACGAGAUGCAGCAGUGGCAAAUCAGCACAAACAAAAUCCUGAAAUGUUCAAACAGACAGCUCGACUUUGGGCACAUGUGUAUGCUGGAGCACCAGUUUCUAGUCCAGAAUACACCAAAAAAAUAGAAAACCUAUGUGCUACGGGCUUUGAUAGGAAUGCAGUAAUAGUGGCCUUGUCUUCAAAAUCAUGGGAUGUAGAGACUGCAACAGAAUUGCUUCCGAGUAACUGAGUGUAGAGCGCUGCUGACAGUCAAGUCUGCCUCUUGAGGAGCACCACUGUUAUUUCUAGGAUUCUGCAUAAAUUUCUUUUAAACUGGCAUUCUUGCCUAAUGAUGUUAUCUAGGCACCAUUGGAGACUGAAGAAAAAAAUCCCUGCUCUGUAAAUAAAGCUAAUUAAACGUCUGUGUAAAUUUUAAAAAAGGGGAAAUACUUUAAUUUUUUUUCUUAAUAGUGUAAAAAUUCUUUGAGCUAAGCUAAAACCAUGGGAAAAUGCAUGCU